AUGGAGGAUGGUGAUGAUGACAUCUCUCUGACUGCAGAUGAACAAAAUUGGAAAGACAACCAGGGAUCAUCUGAAAAUGAUGCUGCUUUGACUAAAGAUGAAAAAGGCCUGUCCCCUGGAGAACAGUACAUUGUAUCCUCCACUUCUCCAAGAGAAGAUAAUCCAUACGUAUCUCCAGCUACAUUUGAUGAAAAGGAAGAUUUAUCUGACCAAGACAGUGAAAACAAAACUUUCAGUUCUGAUACUAAUCCUGUUGACAAUUCUUCAGAGCUUUUGGAUGAGAACUGUGAUGAACUGCACAAUAAUGAAAGAAGUGAAUCAUCACCAUGUGCACCUAGUGAACAACCUACUUCUUCAGAGGAGAAUGACAGAAUUGUUUCUCAAGAUUAUUUUUCUGAACCUCAUGAAGAUCAAGGUGAACAGUGUUCUGGAGGGGAAGGAAAUACAUUUUCCUGUGUGGAAGAAACCGAGAAUGUUAAUUCUUCUCUGGGAGAAGAGGAAGAGGAGGAAGAAGAAGAAGAAGAUCAUCAAACCUCAGCAUCUUCUGAUGAAAUUGCCUCUAAACUUCCUGAAAGUUAUUUGCAAAGUGAACACUUUAAACCAUCUGAAUAUUCAAAUGAGAAUGAUGAAGAUUUUAAAUCCUCCGAUUUUCAAAAUGAUGAGUAUGAUGGUGAACAUGUAAAAUCACCUACUUGUCCAGCUGAAAAGUAUGAUGGUAAACAGUUAAAAUCACAUAUUCAUCCAGGUGAAUAUGAUGACAGACAUGUCAAAUCACCUGAUCAUCCAGAUGUGUAUGAUGACAGCCAUGUAAAAUCACCUAAUCAUCCUGAUGAUUAUGAUGACCCACAUGUAAAAUCACCUAAUCAUUCAGACGAGUAUGUCACACAUGUAAAAUCACCUAAUCAUUCAGAUGAGUAUGGUGACAUGCAUGUAAAAUCACCUAAUCAUUCAGAUGAGUAUGAUGACACAAAUGUAAAAUCACCUAAUAAUUCGGAAGAGUAUGAUGAUAGAUCUGUAAAAUCACCUGAUGAAGAUGAGUAUAAUGAACACUUAAAAUCACCUGAUCAUCAUGGUGAAUAUGAUAGAGUUUUAAAAUCACCUGAUCAAGAUGAAUAUGAUGGGCACUUAAAAUCACCUGAUCAUCAAGAUGAGUCUGACAGAUAUGUAAAGUCACCUGAUCGUCAAGGCGAGUCUGACAGACCCUUAAAAUCAACUGAACAUCAAAAUGAAUAUGGUGACGAACACUUAAAAUCUCCUGAGCAUGAAGAAUGCUUAAAAUCGUAUGAUCAACCGGAUGAAGAGUAUCAUGUUGGACAUUUAAAAUCACAUGAUCAUUCGGAUGAAGACUGUGAAAAUGUGCAGAAAUCUGACAGUCCUAGUGAAUUCAAUGAUGAAAAAGUAUGCAAAUCUGACAGUCCAAAUGAAUACCAUGAUCAAAACAUUCAGAAAUCUGACUGUCUAGAGGAGUACGAAGAUGAAAAUUUCAGAAUAUCAGAUGACCCAAAUAAUGAUUGUAUGAAAACAUCUGAGCAGGUUAAUGAAUUCAGUGACAAAAGUUUUGAAAAGUAUGAUCAUUCAAGCAAGGAUGAUUUAAAUGUAAAAUCACCUGAUCUUAAUACAGAAUACACUGAUGAAAACUUAAAAAAAUAUGACAGUUCAAAUAACCUCAGUGAUGAAAACUUUGAAUCAUUACAUCAUCCAAAUGAAGACGUCGACAAUAUUGUGAAAGCAUCUGAACAUCCUAAUAAAGAUGAUGAUAGGACAUAUGAUCAUCCCAGUGAAGAAUUUAGUGAUGAUACCCUUAAAAAAUUUGAUAAUUUAAAUGACGGUGACGAAGUUGAAAAAUUAUCAGAUUAUCCAAGUGAAGAUCUUGGAGAUGAAGCACUUAGAAUAUCUGAUAAUUCAUAUGAAGGCACUGAGAGUGAAAACUUUCAAAAACAAGAUCAGCCAGAAGACGGUAAUGAGGAAGAAUGCAACACUGAACAGGAUAGAAGUUGCAGUGGCCCACUUAGUGAUACUGAUCUUCAACAUGAAAACUAUGAUGAGGAUAAAGAAACAGAAGAACUAUCCCAAAAUGAAAAUUACAGAGAUAAUUGUAAUGCCAAAGAUGUUUCUCCCUUUCCUGAGGAAAGUGCACAUAACGACAACAGUUGUGAUGAAGAUAUUGAUUCAAAUGAGAGAGAUUUGGUAAUGGAAGUUGAUGAUGAUGCAACACUGCAAAAUGUUGAUGCCCAUGUUGAAAUUUCUCCUGGAAAAGGAGAAAGAGAUUGGGAAGAGGCAGAUGAAAAUCCAAUUCCAAAAGAAGUUGGUGACCCAGAAGAUUUAGGGAGUGAAUCUGAAUGUACUGAUGAGCAGCUGCACCUUAAAAUUGUUCACAGUCCAAUUGCAAAUGAGCUGCAAAACAUACGUGAAGAAAAUGAUAUAAGUGAGCACAAUAGUGAAAUGGAAGUGAAACAGCAAUCAUUAAAAAAUAAUGCUGAUUUAGUUGUUUGUGAUGGAGAUGCUGUUAAACUUGUGGAGAGUGAGGUGGCAAGAGAACAAUGGAUUGAGACGAGAAGGCAGGAAGAGAAAGUAACCUCGUGCAACUCUGAUAAUGAGGAAGAACCACCUUGCAACAGUCCAUUGAAUUCAAUAGAAAAAUCAUCAGAAACUGAAGAACCAAAGUUUGGAAGAGUAGACGAAGGAGAAACAAUAUCUAAGAUAAACGAACAAGUUUUUGAGACAUAUGAAAUAAAAAGUCCAGAGAGAUAUGAUGCAAACAAGAUUAUAUGUAAAAAAGCAUGUGUGCAAGAGUGUCAUUCCAUGAAUGAUGAUGAUCAUGAUGAUGCUGUGAGUGAUAAUUUGUGUGUGAACGAGGCCAAUAAUGCUGAAAAAGUGAAUGAUCCGGACAAUGUUGUGAAAGUAAAUGGUGAGAUAGAGAUAAUGGACAGUAAUUUACUAAAUGACAAAGAAUCAAGUGUUUCUUCAAAAGAUAAAAUUGGAUUGAAAAGAAAACAUCAGACUAGUCCCACUCAAGAAAUAUCAAGCGAUAUUUCCCCCUCAGAAUCUGUCAAGGGCAACAUUCAAUUCAAAGGCUUUAAGAAACGAUAUAUUGCUCAGGUGUCAGAAGUAUCCGCAAAGGAAUCUCCGGAUGUAUCACCUUCAGUUCAAGAAGAACUAAGAAUAAAAAACAAAAGGCCUUCAAAAAAACUAGUAUUAGAGACACCACAGGUUUUAGUAUCUCAUCAACCAUUACCAGAUGGUGCACAGGGCAACACACCUCUUACGGAAUAUGCUCAAUACUUAGGUCUGCAACCAACAGUGAAGUUCAAGUGUUACAAUUGUGGAGAAUCUGGCUUCCCAUCUAUGUUGAAGCUUCAGGAACAUCAAAAUGUGUGUUUAAAAAACAUCAGGAUUCACACUUACACAAAACCUCCUCCAUCUCCAAUUGUAGAACCAGCACCAUCCACAAAUUUUCGCAUAACUCGAAAAGUGUAUUUAUGUUCAGCAUGUGGAACAUAUUAUGAAAAUUGGAAUUUGUUUUUGCAUAUGAGAGAGGUACACAAAAGGCACAUUUGUUUAUUUUGUCUGUUAAUGUUUUCACAAGCCGACAAAUUAGCCCAACAUUUGACAGCGAAGCAUGAAAUUGCUGACAAUUCAUAUAAUACACCAGAGCACUUCUUAAACGAAUUUAAAGGAUCGUUUUUUGUUAUGUGUUGUACAUGUGAGCAAAUGUUUUCUGAAAGAGAUAACUUCUUUGAUCAUUUGUGCAAAGAUACUUCAGUAGGAAAUACUGAUCAAGCUUGUUCAUUAUGUGGGUUGAAAGGUGCUCAUUUUCCUACCUGUCGAAGAGCUUUCACAGAUAGCAGUUCUUUGGCUUCACCAUCUCAGAAUAACUCACAAACUGCUGCUGUUAAUACAAGUACUGAUACUUCUCAAAAUUCUCAAUUAAACAUGCAAGAUAAGACCUCAGCAUCCAAAUUUUCUGUUCAAACAGAUAAAUUAACAACUGGGCGCAAAUCACUUAAGUUAUCUGAACAAAAUCAUGAUCGAUCUGAUAAAAGUCAUAACACUAGAGAUUUAGAUGAUGAUUAUGAUAUUAGUGAUGCAGCAAGCUAUUGUCAUGUAAAUAUUCAUGAACCAGAUAAACAGAAAGUUGUAGGUCCUGAUGAAAAUAUUGCAAAUAAAGAUGGAACCAAUGAUGAAACAAAUAUAGAGUCAGAAAAAAUGGAUGGUGAGGACGACGAUGAUGAACAACAACCUACUGAAGAGAAUCGGAACGCAGCUUACAUUAUGGAAGAAACGGCAAAAGAUAAUAGUGCUGACAAUAAUGAUAAAGAUGAUGAUAAAAUUGAAUCUGUAGAUUUAGUUUCACAAGAUGAGAAUCAAAUGGAGGUUGACCGAUUAUCGCCUCACUUCACUGAGGAUAAUGAAGAAAAUAGACAAAUGGAAGUUGAUGAGAAAUCUGAACCACCACCACUCAUCUCUUCAAAUGCCAAUGAUGCUAAAGUAGAACCUUCAUCAGUUAGUGAGUUUAAAUCCCCAAAAGGUGGUGAAUCGGAAUCGGAUUCAUCUGCAUCAGGAGCAGAUAGUCAUGAUAGUGAUGGCUCUUCUUCAAGUUCAGAAGCAUCUUCUGAUGAGAAUGAACCUGAGGAUAAGGAGCCGCAGAAGACUGUUAAGUCUGAUGAAUCUGAUAUUGACAAAUCUGAUAGUGAUAAAAUGUCAAUUGUUGUUGAUGAUGCAAGAAGUGAGGAUGAGGGAGAGAAACAAGAUGUUGCAAAUGAUGACCAUUCUGCUGCAACAGAGAAUGAAACUAAUGAAAUUCACGAGUCCAAAAAUGAUAUUUCUAAUGAAUCGGAUGUUAAAUUGACAGAGAAACCCACAAAUACUACUGAUUUGGGGGAAGAGCCACAAGAUAAUAUUCAGAUUGCUGGAGAUGAUGUCCCAUUACUUGAAUUGACUCUUGAAGAGUCCCUAGAUGCUUUAUCAAUUCAGUCAAUAGUAAAAGAAUGUGUCAAAAUAUCAUGUAGUACUUGUGUUUACUGCAAUCAUGCCAAAAAGAUAGCUGUUAACGGUAAACAACUUGUGUUGCAUCUUCUGGCAGAGCAUAGGUUUGAACCCGUUGUGUGCUCGGAUAGUGGAGAACUUACGCCUGUUUUUGGAUUCGUGGAUAAUUUAAAAUCCAAGUUAUCAGAGCUUCAAGAUAUGUUUUUUAAUACAGACACUUAUGACAGUGCUGAUAAAAGUUUUACAAGACCAUAUGAUCGGACAUACGAGUGCUUUCAUUGUCAUUUUAUCACUACUCUUCAUAAAGAAUUAUAUGUCCAUAAUCGUAAAAUGCACCAAAAGACUAUUCUUCUUUGUAUUAUGUGUAAAUCUAAUUUCUACAGUUACAGUGAGUUGUUAUGUCAUCUUUGCCCUGGCAUAUAUGUACCUGAUAGUAAUAUAUUAUUCCGCUGCUGUUUAUGUGUUGUUGAUGGUUUACCCUCAGCAUUUCGAUUAAUGGUUCAUCUUCGAAAACGACAUCAUGCUUGUGAUGUGUGUUUGGAAACUACUGGAGACCAACAGAAACUCUCAAAUCAUGUAUGGAAACAUAAACUUCACCAUUUGUGUUAUCGAUGUGGUAUAGCCUAUAGAAAUAAGCCAGACAUUACUAAGCAUUUGUUCUGGAAACAUGGUACAGAAAGUGUUUUGUGUAAAAAAUGUUUGCAGAAAAAGUGGCCACAUGUAUACCAUUUCUGCAUCCCACCAACAGCUUUUCUGUGUGAAGAGUGUAAUGCUAGUUUUACACGUGCUGUAGCUCUCAAAGUGCACAAAAGACUUCAUGCUGAUGAUGUACCUUAUCAGUGUGAUGAGUGUGAAGAAAGAUUUAUUUCCAAAAAACUUUUGAGAAGGCAUAAAGAGAAACACAAACAAGUCGUUUUUGAAAAAGACUACAAAAAUAAUGAAAAACUGAACGAAACAGAAACACAUGAAAUGGAACCAAAUGAAAUAAAAUCUCAUAGCGCUGCUGCAGAAAAUGAUGUUGAUAAAGAUAUUAAAGAAGAGGAUUCUGAAUGUGUGGCAGAAAAAUCAACAGCAACAGCUGACACUUCAGGAGGUUCUGAAGCUCCUGAGGAGAUUUCUAAGGAGGCAGAUGAAAUCAAUUCAAUUAAAUUCCAUGAAGAAACAAAAAGCGACAAGAAAUCAAAAGUAGUUGAUGUGUAUGAUCUUCCACCUUUAAACUUAUCAUCAGAAAGUGACGAAUCUGAUGAAGAGCCAAGCCCAACAAGCAAGCAACCAGUAAAAGACACUGAACCUGAAGAUAAUGUCAAAAUGGUUUCAAAUGAAAAUGCUGGCGAAACACUUAAAUCUCAGGAUGGUGAACCAUCAACUGAAGAAGAAGUGCAGCCUGUCCAGAUAGUAGAUGGUGUUUGGGAUAAUUUCAAAACUUAUAAAGCAAAUUUAGAAAAGCGAGAAAUUUUGCAAGCACAAGCUAGUGGAAGUUUAGUUGGUAGUUCUUCAACUUCUCUGGCAGAUAAUAGUCUAGAAAACCAUGCUAUUGUUGAUGUUGUUAUGGCUGAUCAUGAUUAUUGUGUGUUGCCAGAGAAACCAAAUGAGGACAAGAAUACUCUUUUGAAUGCUAAUUCUGCUCAACCAUUACUUAAUAUAGUUGGAGAAGGAGCAGAAACUGCAGAAAACUUGGAUGAUAAAGGUGGUGGUUUUGGUGCUGAUCACAACUAUUGUUUCAAUACUUCUCCUCAAUCGGAAGAUAAAAAAGAACUGACUGCCCCUCUUCCACCCAUCCCUUCUGCUCCACCUCUACAAUCUCCUCCUCUCCCAGUAUCACAUCCCUCACUUCCCACUCCGCCUCCACCUACUCCUCCUGCAUCUUUGACUUCAAGUCCCAAGAAAAAACAGAAAUCUCCAAAGAAGAAACAGAAACAGAGCGGAAGUUCAUCCUCGAGUGAUUCCAGUAGCAACAGCGAUUCAAGUAGUUGUACAUGCGGAACAAAUUGUAGCUGUUCCAGUUCAAGUUCAAGUAGUUCUGGAUCUUCAUCUUCUAGUUCUGAUUCUGAUAGUUCUAGCUCUGAAGGAAGACGAAGGCAGGCUGCAAGAAGAGAGCGAAGGAGAGAAAGAACAAAACGAAAAUUGGAAACCGGAUCAAGAGGAGGGACUCCUCCACCUGCAAUGGGAUUGUCAACAUCAGCAACAGAAGCAGGGUGUGGACUAAAUGCAUCAUUAGAAACUACACACACUCCUGUGCAAAUGGAUUCAUCCGGUGCAGGGUCUUUGCAAGUUGAUGACAACCCAGUUAUGGCUGCUCCAGAACCUGAAGAAAAUGAGUUGUUGAUACGGGAAUCUGAUCUAGAUACAACAGAGACUGAAACUGAUGAAGAUUUUUAUGACAAAUAUCCCCAGAGGCAAGCUAAUAAAUUGCUUGCUGAGAAAAGAAAUCAGUUGCUUCUUUUGGCUGCUGUUGCACCUGUAAAUAAUGGAACUAUAGCUCAACCUAGUCCUCCACCCCCACCAGAAGUUCAGGAACCAGUACAAAAAAAGAAAGGAAAAACAAAACGACAUAAAAAAGCACAACAUAACUCUGAAAAGAAAAUAGAAAGUAAAUUAAAGUUAAACAUUCCUGUUUCUUAUUAUAAUAGUCCUUCUUUUUCUGUUGGAAAUCCAGGACGUCCUGUAUCACCAGUAGCAAAUUCCCAAACCCCUACCUCGUCACAUGUAUCUAGACUACACCAUGACACUUUCUCUCCUGCUAAUCCUGAAGCUUCGUCAACUCCCACUGCAUAUCACAGUACAGGUAGUGGAUCAGAGACAGAAAGUAAAAGGUUGUCUAAGCGGAAAAGAAUACCUAAAAAAUUUUAUGGUGAUAGUAGUGACGAAGAGGCUGAAAACACACCACAUCAACCGUACAAGUGGCGAAAAGUAAUCCCUGCUAGCAGUAGUACGCCUCAAAUUCAACCACCUCUUUCUAGUGGUUUUGGAUACAGAGCAGUGAGUGUAAAUGUUCCACCUCCUGAACCAGUUCAUGUUCAACCAUUGUCUGUACCAGAAAAAUCAGAUGAUGAAGAUGGUGAUGAAAGUGAUAGUGGCCAUGAAGCAAAAAGAAGUAGCAGUGAUUCAUCAAAUAGUGAUAGUGACAAUGAACAGUCUGAUGCUGAUAGUGAUGUUGAAACUGUGACAACAGUGACAAAUGCAGUGUCUUCUGUGAGUGGUAAUGUUACCCAGCAAAAGAAUGAGAAUCUCUAUUGUUAUUGUCAAUGUCCAUAUGAUGAGGUAUCAGAGAUGAUAGCUUGUGAUGGAAAAGACUGUAGUAUAGAGUGGUUCCAUUUUGAAUGUGUGGGAAUAAUGGUUCCCCCUAAAGGAAAAUGGUUCUGCCCUGACUGUCGGAAAAAGACUGCUGCAAGAGGUGAAUAUUUACUGCAUGUUUAG
Messenger RNA from Gryllus bimaculatus (two-spotted cricket), 8403 nucleotides. The record is from the annotation of a GenBank genome assembly. Lineage: Eukaryota; Metazoa; Arthropoda; Insecta; Orthoptera; Gryllidae.